AUUCAACAGAACUAUUCUUAUCGGCAAAACAAAAGCCAAACGAGUCGUACGGAAAGCUUUGACUCCAAUAAGUGUUUGGAUGAGAAGAUGGAGAAGAAUGAGAAUCGAGAGAACAAAGUGGUCGUCAAUAGCGCUACUAAUACGAGCCCUCCCUCUCUCCCCUCUCCUCCCUUCCCUCCAUCGCCGCCAUCAACGGUGACGACAACCCCCACGCGAUUGUCAGCGAUGACAAUAAGUGUGGGUCAGACGACUACCGGCGCCGCAAACAUUAGGAAACAAUUGAGUUCUUUUAGUUCCCAGAGCUGUGAAGACGAACAGUUGGGUCAGGACUGGACGCCUGAGAUUCCCUUCGAGAAUUUAAACGACUUGAGGUAUUCGGUAGAUGACGACCCCUUCGAAGUGACCCCAAAAGUAGUGGAAAAUAUCACAAAAAGUAGCCAAAAGUUAAGCGACAAGAGAGGCGUAACCCCUGACCCGGUGUCCAGUUAUAUGGAGCAGGAAGAGAGUGGUGGCACCGGAACGGGACCUUCAGAUGAGACGGUGAUCGGUGCGGCCAAACGGGUGCAGACAGUGAGCGAACAGGUGGACGAUAUGAUCGAUCAGUCCAUUGAGAUCGAGUCCAAUAAGAAGAUGUUUAAGGAAAACGUCCGAUGGUUUCCAUUAACCUUCACCUCUAAGGAAAUGGAGCUUAAAUUUCAUAACAUAAAAGAUUUUGUAUUUAAAUCAAACAUAUCGUCAGUGGUUGUCAUUUGGAUUUUUAUUGUCAUUAUACAACUUGUAAUUUUGCCC
Oppiella nova is the source of this 789-nucleotide messenger RNA. The record is from the annotation of a GenBank genome assembly. Lineage: Eukaryota; Metazoa; Arthropoda; Arachnida; Sarcoptiformes; Oppiidae.